CGCUCCCUGCCCACUCCCGGGGGGAACGUUCCGCGCCGCGGCCCCGCGGCCGCCGCUUCUUUCACACUUUAGUUGGGAGCUGCGCGCCGCGCUCAGUUACUGGAGAGCUGGCCCCGUGCCGUCGCCUCCCGCACGCACGCACGCGGGCUGGGCUCCGGGGUUCUCGGCGUCUACUCCGAGCGGCGGGGAGGAGGGGGACACCCGGGCUCACUGUGGGGAGGCGAAGGAAGAGGAGAGGAGGGAGGAAGAGAAAAGGCGAGGAGGAAAGGGGCGGGGGGCGGGAGGCUUGCCACCUUCGGCCCCCCCCUGCGAGCGCCCAAGGUGCGCACAUCUUGACCAACUCAGCAGGAAGGUGGAUUUUCUUUGCGUUUAAAGAAAAAAAAAAUGUCCCUGUGUCUGUAGAGAUGAUUUGCAGUUCAGCCCGGCUGAAGCUGACCGAAUGAGACUAUGGGCUGUGCCUCUGCUAAGCAUGUUGCCACUGUUCAAAAUGAAGAGGAAGCCCAGAAAGGGAAGAACUACCAGAAUGGAGAUGUGUUCGGCGAUGAGUAUAGGAUCAAACCAGUGGAAGAGGUCAAGUACAUGAAAAAUGGGGCAGAAGAGGAGCAGAAAAUAGCAGCCAGGAACCAAGAAAACUUGGAAAAAAGUGCCAGUUCAAACGUAAGACUUAAAACUAAUAAAGAGAUUCCAGGAUUAGUCCAUCAACCCAGAGCAAACAUGCACAUCUCUGAAAGCCAACAAGAAUUCUUCAGAAUGCUGGAUGAAAAAAUUGAAAAGGGUCGAGAUUACUGUUCCGAAGAAGAGGAUAUCACAUAGCGCCCAUUCUACCACUGAAACCAGGAGCCACUACUGUGUAAAUAGGUUACACCCCAGUUGAAAUCUUUGCAAAGGUCGGUUCUCUCCAGCGAACAGCACUCUAGCAAAAAGAAGAUCGUUCCAUAUCGUAUGCCCCAUUAAAUUACAGUGUUUCUUAACGAACUUGCAAAGGAAUAUUGCUAAAAACAAACACACACACAAAAAACUGUUAUCGAACUUUCUUUGUUGCUGCUAGUUAAAACUCGUUGCAACUUCUCACUUCUCUUGUGUCCAGGUAUGCAGCAAAACUCUGCAAUGUCACCUUAAAGACACUGUUGGUUUUACAGAUGCUCUCCAAACUAUUUUCUAUAUAAGAUGAGGUAGUGGUGAACUCAGAUAUCAAACUUCUGUUGUAGAACUAUUCUGCUUCUAAGACAGGCGUCUCCUUCCCUCUCUCCUCCCUCUCUGUCUCUCCCGAGCUGUCCAGAGCCUUGCUUCUCACUGGCACUGUUGCGCUUUGGAGAUGGGAUGGUUGCUAUGGCAAGCCUUGUUUCUCUGCUGAGAAGAAGUGAAGAAGCCAUUAUCCAUUAAAAGCACGUGGGGACGUGACUCCCAGAGUGACGGAGUGACGUAGGAGUGGGCAGCAGGUGGUUUCGUUGACUAGGUAUCUUCAUCAAGGAUAAGCUUGCAACAUUGGCUUUGCUCAGAUGCCGAUGGAAGUGUGAUCACGAUCAUUCUGAAUCCCUCUUCCCCCCCCUUUUUUUUUCUAAGAAAAUAAACAUUUUACUGUUUUUAUGUAUCCUUGUCUUCUCCCAUUCAUCCAGUUCAGUGUCUUACAGUGAUCUUGGGUGCGGAAGAUGAGCCCUCCUUUGCAGGGACACCGAUAAUUGAGCUUCCUGGCUCCCUACCCUCCCAUCGAUCAUCCGCCACCAUUGGCAGGGCUGCCAGUGGUCAGGGGAGAUGAGGGGACAUCCCCCUCGACGUUUUAGGAAGGCCCGAAACCACCCUGUGUCCUUUCCUUUUGUUAGCAGAUAAGCCAUCCUACGUCCUCACUCGCUCCCUUCCGAAUGUUCCGUGAGUCUUGCCACUUCUUCUCUCGCUCGUGGCACUGGCCAGGACAGUGCCAAGCGUUCGCCUACUGGAAACCUAGUACAUUGACCCUGGUGAUGCUAUUUGCAGAUGCGGAAGCCAAAGCCCUGGGGCAGUGUUGGGGAAUGUGAACUGUGGGUUUGGUAGAGUUUAUUUUUCCAUAUUAUAUGAAGAGAAUGAUCUCUUCUCAAAGACAGAAGUAAUAUUUUUAACAAAUGUUGUCACAAGUAAAUAGCAAUCAAAAGGAGAAAAUAACUUUUGUAUUUUUUUAACACGUUUGGUAGCUUGGACGAGGGUUCUCUUUGUUACUUUCAGGGCAGGGCACCC
This is a messenger RNA of Neomonachus schauinslandi (Hawaiian monk seal), 2208 nucleotides long. RefSeq names its product chromosome 6 C1orf21 homolog (gene C6H1orf21). The transcript has 6 exons. Bases 448 to 813 code for a protein of 121 amino acids. The record is from RefSeq and is a predicted model, not a curated record. NCBI's taxonomy places the organism in Eukaryota, Metazoa, Chordata, Mammalia, Carnivora, Phocidae.